Molecule: messenger RNA, 986 nt
Organism: Daktulosphaira vitifoliae (grape phylloxera)
Lineage: Eukaryota; Metazoa; Arthropoda; Insecta; Hemiptera; Phylloxeridae
Product: shootin-1-like
Exons: 9
Coding region: 18-797 (259 amino acids)
Source: RefSeq, a predicted model, not a curated record
UUGCUAUAUGGAAUUUUAUGAAAAGAAAUAAAAAUACAAAAGAUAAAAUAAGUAUACCGAACUCGAAGGAAACGCAAAAAACCAAACAAUUUUCAGAGCUUAAACUCAACGAAGAAAAUAAUUUAACUACUGUUUCUACGGAUGGCAUAUUCGAUAAACAAUUAAGUAACCCAAGUCUACCUACACAAAUAUUCCGUCCAGAAAAGGAAGAUGAGAUUAAAAAUACUAUGAAAAAUGGAGAUACAACAUCUCAGCGAUUAACGGAACUCGAAGAAGUAGUACAUAGUUUAAAAUUAGAAGUGGUUCAAUUAAAUAAAGUUUCUUGUUAUGUUGGAAAAAAAACUAUAAAAAAAUCUGAAGGAAAAAAAGGUUAUAAUAUAUUUUAUUUGAACUCGCAAAGAAUGAUGAAACUUGAAGAUGAUUUUCAGUUUAUAAAAUCGGAAUUAAUCGAGCUGAAAAAAUCUUUUAAUAAUUUUGUACAAAAGAAUGCAACAAAAGUAAUUAUUCCACCACCGCCACCGCCGCCGCCGCCACCACCUUUUCCAUUCACACCACGGUCUCCGCUAAUGCAUAAAGGGGAUGGUGAUUGUCUAAGAUUACAAAAUGGUGCCGAUAUCAAAAGUAAAAAAAUGUUAAAGCCCAGAAAUAUGCAGAAUGACAAUUUAAUAAAAGAAUUAAAAAACGGUGUAGUAUUAAAAAAAGUUAAACGUUUAGAAAUAACAAAGCCUCCUGAAGAUGACAGUGAGCUUGCCAAAAUAUUUUCUAAAAGACGGAUUAAGGAUACCGGCCAGUUAUAAUUAAUCUCUACCUUUGCGCAAAGAACUUCACAGAAACAAAUCGGGCCAAGGAUACCGGACACAGGUGGCCCGGUCCCUGUUUCUUGUGUAUUAUAUUAAUUAGCCAUAGUUAUAUUUUCAGGUGUUUUAGUAUUUAAGAUACAUAUAAUUAAAAAAUAACAAUUGUAUUUAUAAUUCACAUGUGUAAUU